AUGGAAAACACCAAGAUCGUUAAGGGAGCUGGUGGAGCCGUUCUGCGCCGCUCUGGUCAGAUCCUGGAGAGGUGGCGAGAGUACUACAAUCACUUGUGUAACGAAGAGUUCUGUCAUCCUCCCAUCCCAACCGUUCCCAGUGUCGAGGGUCCUGUUCUACCAAUUACUGCCGUCGAAGUCAGUGCUGCCCUCGCAAAAAUGAAGUCGAACAAGGCAACCGGUCCUGAUGACAUACCUGCUGAUGUCUGGAAGCUGCUAGGAGAUCGAGGGUCCAUGUGGCUCGCAACUCUAUUUAACAAGAUCGUUGCAGAAGGACGGACUCCAGACGUUUGGCAAACUUCCGUGACCGUGCCUGUCUGGAAAGGGAAAGGAGACAUUGCUGACUGCACCUCGUACAGGCCUAUACGACUGCUCUGCCAUACGAUGAAGCACUAUAGAUGCUAUCCAUGCUGUCCGAAUCCUCCUGGAGAAACAUCGAGAGAGAACCGCAGUGUGCAUCUUGUUUUUCUCGAUCUCGAGAAAGCUUUCGACCGUGUCCCACAUGAGCUGUUAUGGAUGUCCAUGAGGUCGCAUAGAGUACCAGAAGAAUAUGUGCGGUGGACGAAGCUACUUUAUGCGAAGCCUACCAGCGUUGUACGAUGUGCUGUUGGAACAAGCAGGCCAUUCCCUGUACAAGUAGGGGUUCAUCAGGGUUCAUCCCUCUCACCUCUGCUGUUCAUACUGUGCAUGGACACGAUAACGAAGGAAAUCCAGAAGCAGCAUCCGUGGACUCUACUCUUUGCCGACGAUGUCAUGCUCGCGGCGGAGUCUCGAGAUGAUCUUCAGAAACAAGCACCGUCUUGGAAGGAUCGGCUGCAGCAACAUGGAUUGCACCUCAACACAUCAAAAACUGAGUACAUGGAGUGCGGACCAAGGAUAGAGGAUGGUUCAAUUCGUGUUGAUGGCACCGAAUUAAACAAGGUGAACUGCUUCAAGUACCUUGGAUCCAAAGUGACUUCCACAGGCGACAUUGAUCAAGAAGGUCGAGCACGUUUUAAUGCUGCAUGGAUGAAGUGGAAAAUGGCAACAGGGGUACUGUGCGACAAGAAAGUCCCUGUUCGACUGAAGUCGAAGAUCUACAGGACGGUUGUGCGUCCUGUUGCCCUUUACGGAUGCGAGUGCUGGCCGACGACGAAAGCCUUGGAAAGAGUGCUGCACGCUAUGGAGAUGCGGAUGUUAAGCUGGACAAUAGGUGUAACGCUAAAAGAGAAAGUAUCCAACGACACUGUGCGCUCCAUCUUCGGCGUCGUCCCGAUAACUGAGAAGAUGAAGGAGGCCCGACUGAGAUGGUUCGGUCACGUCUUGCGGCGAGAGGAAGAUUCUGUGGCCCAAACCGCACUGAAGCUCGACGUUUCAGGAGUGAGGCCGCGUGGGAGGCCGAAGAUUCGCUGGUUAGACCGUGUGAAGCUGUAUAUGACAGAUGUGCGUUUGUGUACGGCUGAUGCAAUGGAUAGAACCAAAUGGAAGACAAGAAGCAGAAAAGCGGACCCUGCAACAAUGCGGGACAAACGCUGGGAAGAAGAAGAAGAAGAUGUCACGUUAUUUUAUGCUAAAACACCACUCUUUGAUAACCGUUUAUAG
This is a messenger RNA of Necator americanus (New World hookworm), 1620 nucleotides long. RefSeq lists its product as uncharacterized. The transcript is spliced from 2 exons. The record is from RefSeq and is a predicted model, not a curated record. NCBI's taxonomy places the organism in Eukaryota, Metazoa, Nematoda, Chromadorea, Rhabditida, Ancylostomatidae. The coding region runs from base 1 to 1620 and encodes 539 amino acids.